Messenger RNA from Arabidopsis thaliana (thale cress), 1245 nucleotides. Its product is annotated as F-box family protein. The transcript has a single exon. The record is from RefSeq and is marked reviewed. Lineage: Eukaryota; Viridiplantae; Streptophyta; Magnoliopsida; Brassicales; Brassicaceae. The coding region runs from base 1 to 1245 and encodes 414 amino acids. Gene Ontology annotation, biological process: protein ubiquitination.
AUGAAUAAUUUGCCAAGAAAUUCUCAAUUUGAUUCAUCUUCCAUCAUCAAUGAUUUACCUUUAGACCUUCUCGACGAGAUUCUCUUCAGAUUAGAACCCAAAUCUAUGGCUAUGAUGCGAUGCACUAACAAUUCUAUCAAAUCAUAUUUAAGUGAUCCAAGAUUUGGACCGGAAUAUCCUUCAUGGGUCAGACCUAGUUUGUUUAACCUUGGUAGCUAUGGCGCUACUUAUGUAUGUUGCCAUCCUUUGGUCUCUUCAUGCGAUUAUAUGUCACCGGGAAAUGGAGUAGAACUGUUUGAUGGUAGUGCGGAUUGUUACAUUUUCGGCUCAUGCUCUGGUCUUCUCCUAUUGUACAUUGGUUGUCUCUUUGUUGCAAAUCCCUUAACAAAAAGGUUUCGAAUCCUGGAUCAUUCUGGAUCAAAGCUUAUACCAAUGAUAGUUAAUGGUGGACUUAAAGGUCUUAGCGGAAUUAGUUAUCCUGGAGGUAAUGUUGCUUGUACGGAACGAGCGAUGUGCGUUGGAUUUGCGGUAAAUCGAAAUCUAACAACCAAGAGAUUCAAGAUCGUGGGCAUACUCGAGAUGGAAAACGUAUACGGAUUCGAGAUCAACGAAGGAGACUCUUGGAGAUUAUCGGAAACGAGUAUCACCACUAGCUCAAAAAGUGAUCUCACUACGCGGAUGAAACCUGUUUACUUGGACAACACUCUUCACUGGCUGAGAAACGAUGGCAGCAUCAUGUCUUUUAAUCCCGAGACAGAGCAAGCAUGCUUGAUUCCUUCCAUAUUUCAUCGGGAACCGGAUACGAAGCUACUUUUCGCGGAAAGCGUUAAGAUCAAUCGCCUGACCCUAAUUUCGGGGACGAUAGAAACAAUCUCCGUUUACACACUUGUCGAGAAUCACAAAUGGACACUCACAAGGCGGAUCAAGAACAUAUCUAUCGAGGAAGAAACGCUUGUAUAUUGGAACAUAGCUAUGUACGAUGGCAAGUGUCUUGUGGUGAGGGUGAAAAAGAUGGGUUUAGAACCUUUGGCAAGUGUUCUUCAUGUGUACGACAUGGAAGCUAACAGUUGGGGAGUUUUGGUGUCAACCCUUGCUUGGCCCAAUUGCGUCCGAGAUUUCUAUAAAUUGACGCCCUCCUUGUUCUUUGUAGAGGAGGAUGAGCAACAGAAGGUGCUUGUUGCUUCUAAUGACCGACGCAUCUCCUAUAUAAAUUCGAUUAUGGGACUCAUUGAUACCACCAAGUAA